CCGCUACCAGAACACCAGUGACCAGACUCAAAGCACGCUCACUUGCAGAAGCGGAUCCGGCAUACGCCGGACCAAGGAUACUCAUUUCCCCAGAGCUAGAAUCUUGCCCAAUCGCACACAAUGCUUGUCCUGCCGCUAGACAUCGCUGAAGCUAUAAUUCGCGAACUCCUAGCCAGAAAGGACAAGGCUACAGUGAAAUCCUUGUCCCUCGUCCGCUCUUCCUUUACCCCAAUCUGCCAACGAUAUCUCCUCUCGAAUAUCAUCAUAUCCUGUUCGAAGGCAGAAGGAAAUAGACGAUACCAACGCUCAAGUGACGCAACACUAAAGCUACUUCGAUCGUCACCUCAUCUCGUUUCGAGUAUCCGAUCCUUAUCUAUUCUCGACUCCGGUUUUAGCUGGACACAGCUCGACCCCGCCCUCGUUGAUAUCUUGAAUUCUCUCACCGAUCUAACCUGCUUCAUAUGGAAAGCCGCUUCCAACUCCUCACGCCCGACUUAUUGGAGAGAAUUACCCCAACCUCUGCAGCACUCAAUCAGAGCCACGAUCAGACGUCCUUCAGUCACUUCCCUAUUCCUUCAUUUCGCCGACCUGACCGAUCUAUUGAAUGCAAGAAUCAUUAUCUCUCCCUCUUUGACAUAUCUGAACUUACGAGGCACGGGAUUUUCCAAAAUCGCCUUGGAACUGACUCGUCCGAGUAUAAUACCUUUCGGAGAGAUGCCGUCUAGAUUGUUCGUCACGGCAUGUAAGCUUGAGUGGAUCGAGGACGAGAAGAUGUGCUUUGGGUGGAUCACUGCUAUUCUACCGAAUCUCAGUCUUGAACGGCUUCAGAAACUGGCAGUCUUCCGAUCUUCGCUACAAUCAAAAUUGCCUGAACUUCCUUGGGGGGCGUUAUUAUACCACCAGUCUGUUCAGUCAAACCUGGAAGAGCUUUGGUUCGAUAUGAUCUCUACUAAUGGUCCUCCAAUACCAUGUCGCUCGACCGCUUGCCUUCCUUAAAGCGACUCGGGCUAUCUAUGGGCCUCUCACGAGUCUUCGAUGCUAAUUGGGAU
Molecule: messenger RNA, 1049 nt
Organism: Lentinula edodes (shiitake mushroom)
Lineage: Eukaryota; Fungi; Basidiomycota; Agaricomycetes; Agaricales; Omphalotaceae
Exons: 2
Coding region: 121-996 (291 amino acids)
Source: RefSeq, a predicted model, not a curated record